This is a messenger RNA of Sitodiplosis mosellana (orange wheat blossom midge), 3510 nucleotides long. RefSeq names its product ribosomal protein S6 kinase beta-2 (gene S6k). Gene Ontology annotation, biological process: signal transduction; protein phosphorylation. The coding region runs from base 1265 to 2752 and encodes 495 amino acids. NCBI's taxonomy places the organism in Eukaryota, Metazoa, Arthropoda, Insecta, Diptera, Cecidomyiidae. The transcript is spliced from 10 exons. Gene Ontology annotation, molecular function: protein serine/threonine kinase activity; ATP binding. The record is from RefSeq and is a predicted model, not a curated record.
UGAUUAAAUGAAUUUAGAUUAGUGAGGUUUAUCGGAACGAAAACACGCGUUUUUAUGUGCCCUUUCAUAGAAAGGCUGCCAAAUAAAAAGAAUCAAAACAAAUCAUCCGAGUGAAAUAUACAUUGGAAAGUGUCGUAAAAUUGUGAAAAUACAGAUGGAUGUGUGUAUUUUCGGUGUAAAAUGAUGAAAAUUUGCAAAAAAUAUAAGCAAAUUCAUAAGAAAAAUCGAAGUGCUUAAACGAAAUAUUUCACACAAUUUGUAAAUAACAUUCACACAUAGUACAGAUUUUUGCUAAUAUCAAGGACUCCAUUCUAUUUAAACGAAGAAAAUUUAAUGAAAAAAAACGCAAGAUAAAAUUUACAGUCGAAAAUUGCAAGCAAAAAUUCAUUGUUUUUCGUUGAUAAAUGCAUAAAAUUUGGAUUUUAUUUUGCCCUUUUAUUUUCGACUUCGGGUUUUGACGUUUUUCUGUUGUGUUCUAUUUGGUUAUAGUAUAUAGUGCGUGGAUUGUGGAAUCGAAAAUUGAGUUAUACAACACACAUCGAAAUUUUAAUGUUUAUUUACAAGUGUGCGAGUUGCUUUCAUUUAACGUUGCCAGUACUGUGUGUGUUUUAUCAGAUAUCAAACGGAAAUAGCCAUUCAUUGAUACGCAUCAAGUGUGUGUGUGUAUGUUUAAAGCAGCAUUUCGAUUGGAUCUAAUUCGAAAAAAAAGAAAUAAUCAAUCAUGAUUUCAAGUCACUUGCCGUGAAAUAUGGAAGCCACACGAUGUGUGGAGAGAAAUCACGAGAGAAUUCAAGUAAUUUAUUGCAAAAAAGACAUAAAAAAUAAAUAAAUAACGAUAACAACAGCAACAACAGCAACAAAAUAUGGAAGCCCAAUAACUAACUAGAGUGCCAAAAUAUCAUAAUUAUUUUUAGAAACCAGGAACCCGCCAAUGCUUAACAAUAUAUAUAUUUUAACAUAAAAAAUAAAUGUAUACCCACAAAUGAAAGCACACGGGCGCGUAUGGAACGUAUUUAAUUAAUAAAAGUGCAGAACUUGAUAAAACAGAGGAAAAAAAGAAGAAAAAAAACCAUCAAAAACACUGUAACCCACAGUGUGGUAUUGUACAGUGAAGAAAGGUGCGACGAAAGAAAUAAAUACGUUUCAAAGUGAGACACACGGAAUACGUAACGCGUAUUCAGCGGAAAAACAAAAACAGAAACACAUAAAAAACCGUUUUUGAUAAUAGAGAUUGACGGUGUGGACAAAUUCAAAAUUCAUUAUUAUGGCUGACGUUUUUGAAUUGGAACUACAUGAUAUACAUGAAGAUGAUCCAAACAGAGCACCUGACUCCGACGACGACAUCAUCGAAGUUGACGAGGGUGAUAUCGAACCAGAACUACGAUUCGAUGGCAUCGAUGUGGAAGGUAGCGAAAUGGAAAAAAUCCAAUUGUCCCAAGAAAUCGUAAAUCCCGGCACAUCAAAAUUAGGACCAGAAGAUUUCGAAUUGAAAAAAGUGUUGGGCAAAGGUGGCUAUGGAAAAGUGUUCCAGGUCCGAAAAACAAGUGGUCGUGAUAUGAACCAAUUCUUUGCGAUGAAAGUAUUGAAAAAAGUAUCAAUACUACGAACACAAAAAGACACAGCACACACAAGAGCCGAACGCAACAUAUUAGAAGCCGUCAAGCAUCCAUUUAUUGUUGAACUCAAUUAUGCAUUUCAAACCGAUGGAAAGCUCUAUCUCAUCUUGGAAUACUUAAGUGGCGGAGAAUUAUUUAUGCACCUCGAACGCGAGGGAAUUUUUUUAGAAGAUACAGCUUGCUUUUACCUAAGCGAGAUCAUAUUAGCGUUGGAACAUUUGCAUGCACUUGGCAUUAUUUAUAGAGACUUAAAACCAGAAAAUAUUUUAUUGGAUGCCGAAGGUCACGUAAAAUUAACCGAUUUCGGCCUAUGUAAAGAACAUAUACAAGAAGGUAUCGUAACCCAUACAUUUUGCGGAACGAUCGAAUAUAUGGCGCCAGAGAUUUUGACGCGUAGCGGUCAUGGAAAAGCGGUCGAUUGGUGGUCAUUAGGUGCUCUUAUGUAUGAUAUGCUGACAGGAUUGCCCCCGUUCACUGCGGAAAAUCGUAAAAAAACAAUUGAAGCAAUAUUGCGCGGUAAAUUAAAUUUACCCGCUUAUCUCACACCUGAUGCACGUGAUUUGAUACGUAGACUGAUGAAGCGUCAAGUGAAUUUACGCUUAGGUGCCGAUGCGUAUGAUGGUCAAGCGGUUCGCGCGCAUCCAUUCUUCAAAUUUGUCAACUGGGAUGAUGUGCUAGCCAGACGCUUGGAACCGCCAAUCAAACCAAUUCUGAGAAGUGAAGACGAUGUGUCCCAAUUCGAUACCAAGUUUACCAAACAAAUUCCAGUCGAUUCGCCCGUAUUUUCGACAUUGAGUGAAAGCGAAAACUCGAUAUUUCAAGGUUUCACAUAUGUCGCACCAUCCGUUUUGGAAGAGAUGAAUAAACCACCACGGCCCACAGCUCGUUCACCACGUCGCCCUCGUUAUGUUCACCAAAAUGAUCAAUGUCGAUUAACGCCUGGAAUGCAACCGGGACACGGUCUACAACCCGGUCUACAGCCAGGCCAUCAACCAGGGCAGCCACUUCAGCCCGGAUGUACGCCAUUCGCACAGCGCGGUAUGACAUCAAAACAAACGCCACCUCAUCUACAACCCUUUGCACGGCCAUCACCUCAAGAUGAAAUAAUGGAAGUUCAAGGAGUUCCAAUUGUUUAGUUAAAAUGAAGUUGAACACUAAAACUGAACAUAAACAGAUAGCAACAAACAACCAGAGGAAAAAACCCAUACAAGUCAUAAUGUUUGCUCUUUCUUUAAGCUUCCUCUUUUUUUUGAGGUUAUCAAAAAACAAAACACUAAAAUCUAAAAUGAUUAGAUGAAAAAUUUAUUAUCUUGAUUUAAAAUCUUCGAAAACAGAAGAAGAAACAAAGCAAAAACCAUUUGGUUUUCUUUGUUUUCUCUUACUUCUUUGCUUCUUUCUUCGUUUUAAUUACAAAUUUGUUCUGCGUCUUUUAAUUUUCAUCCGAAAUUGACUUCCGAGCAUCUCAUUUUGAGCCCCGUCCGAACAUUUCGCAGUCAAUCGGUCUGGAUUAGAAAUUUUGCCACAUUUAUUCAAACCUGAAUACAAAACAAAAAGCAACAAUGAUUUCCGUAUAAUUGCAUAUUCAUACGAUAUUAAUUAUCCUGUAAAAUGAAAAACAAGCAAAAGAAAACAACAACAACUGAAAUCAUAAUAUUUUUAUUUUAAAAAGACAAACGAGCAAAUUAGCUGUAAAUAACUAAUUAUAAAACCAACACAAGAAAAGAAAAACUAAAACCGAUCUUAAGUAGAUGAUGUGCAUGUGUUUCUAGGGGACACUGGCAACCGUCACUUGGAGAGGAAAAAAAAGAGUAAAACUAAACCGAUAAAAAAAAUCGUGUAAAAUCAUGUAACACAUGAAAGAAAAACUGUGUAAAUACAAUGUUAUUGAGUUUAA